AUGGCCAAGUCGAAGCCGGCGGCGCUCGAAAAGAAACGGACUGCUCCAUGUGACGAUCAAGCACAUUGCCAGGCAAACAAGAAAAGGCCUUAUUGUCCCGAAAGUCCUCGCAAUGAAUGUCCUGGUUUUCCAUUUCUUCUUCCGUCAACUCCCGGAAUGCCAAAUACGCCCAUGACCUACAACAACCGGACCCAUGAUGCUGGUCCCGCACCUUGGGUAUGCAACGAAUGCAUGCGCCACGGUCAAGCAGAAAAACUCGCCAAUUUCGAGAAACGUGCAACUGCAGCACAGCACUCGGGCCCACGAGCUCAGCUUUGCAAGGGAUGCACUCGCGACGAGAUGAAAUUAUACUACGAGCGAUGUAUGGGCCCUAACCCGUGGGACAAUGAUCCAAGUGGUCUGGGUCCAAGGUAUACACAGUGGGUAAACCACUGGCCGACAUCUUUGGCUGCACAUGGUCAUAACGCGCAAGACUUGUGCCUUUGUAAUCGCAAGUACACUAGAGUCACGGAACCACACCAUCGUCACGAGCAUUUCCUGCGUGAACGUACCAAGGCAGUCAUCAAAGGCGAGAAGCUCUGCAGCGGACCGGAUGGUAACGGUGGCACCAAGCCACAUCGUGUACGACCUGCUAUCAUCAAUGCACGGAUGGCGAAGGGUAUAGGACGCAUGUGCCCUUGUGGUGAGAAACCAGUCGAUCAGGACUUCAUCGACAUCUGCUUGGCUUGCAUGGGCGUCAGGGUCAUACCGGAUCGUAUCCCUACGAAGUACCAGCAAAACAACGUGCUGCACGGGAGAAUCACACGGUCUUCGCAACGGAACAAUCGAACCAAGGGACCGGCGAGGGCGGAGAGGGGUUUUCAGUUCAGAGUCAACAUUGAACGGGGAUAUCUUGCUUCAACAGCAGGCGGUGAUCCGGAGCUUAAUCCAGUGCUUCGCCAUUGA
Messenger RNA from Parastagonospora nodorum SN15, 945 nucleotides. RefSeq lists its product as hypothetical. The transcript has 2 exons. The coding region runs from base 1 to 945 and encodes 314 amino acids. Lineage: Eukaryota; Fungi; Ascomycota; Dothideomycetes; Pleosporales; Phaeosphaeriaceae. The record is from RefSeq and is a predicted model, not a curated record.